Messenger RNA from Plasmodium coatneyi, 1983 nucleotides. RefSeq lists its product as uncharacterized. The coding region runs from base 1 to 1983 and encodes 660 amino acids. The record is from RefSeq and is a predicted model, not a curated record. NCBI's taxonomy places the organism in Eukaryota, Apicomplexa, Aconoidasida, Haemosporida, Plasmodiidae. The transcript has a single exon.
AUGAGAAGUGAAGAAGACACUGGAAAUAUAGGAAUAAAUCUGAGGGACGCAGAAGAGGAAGAAUGCAAUGUAACCAUAAUGGAGAAACGUAAAAAAAAUUGCAAAAUUUUGUCAAGUGAGCAAGAGGACACACAUUCGGGUGAGCGUACAGAACAGCUCCAUCUGAAAGAUAAGGGUGGGAUCCACCAAGUGACGUCGUCACAUUAUCACACUAGGGAGGAAGAAAAAAAGAACCAAAAACGAGGGAAAAAACAGAAUGAUAGUUAUCCUCUCCUCGUAGUAAAAAAUGAGGAGACAAAGCCAACGGAUGAUGUUCGUGAAAGGAACCAAAUGCUCAAAACAGAUGAAGCGAUAAACAAUUCCGAGGAACCAACUCCAAAGGGAUGCCUGCCAAAAGGGGAAAGAAAAUAUCUGCGCGCGUUGAAAAGCAUAAUUAGAACAAGGGAUGGUAGCCACACGCGUGACGCGAACAUGGAUAAGUGCAGAGAAGGGGAUAGAAGCCCCAGAGUUGGAAACGGCAACCGCAGAAGCUACACUUACUUCGCAUACAACCCACGCAGGGAAGAAAUAAUUAAUGUAGAGAUGCACUCGCAUGUCCUAAUGGAUGAGUCGAAUGAUAAUACCGCCGCCAAAUUCCCCUCCAGGGUGGAUAAAAACUCAUGUGUAGAGGCCAACCAGGGAGAGAAGAGCGAAGAAAGCACAAGGAAGAAGAAAUGGAACUUUAGGCGUAGGAUUAUGGGCAAGAUAAAACGCAGAAGGAAGCGGGAUGAUGUGUGUCAGGAGGCGUGCCAGGAGGCCAACCAACCGGCACAACCAGAGACGCACCACCCUGCUACAGCAACCGCCGAGGAGAACAAUUUUGUCAUAUACAAAGUGCCCAGGUACCUGAAAAAAAAAAACAUAAAGUGCCCCUUCGUCUACAGGAAGGUCUUUUUUGGCAAAUACGGAAUAAUAAAUUAUGAUUUGAGGGGAAACAAAAAAGGCACGCUCGUCAUAACAUUUCAUGGACUGAACGGAACCAACUUAACCUUCCUGGACAUACAAAAAACGCUAGUCAAAUAUAAGUACCAGGUUCUCAACUUUGAUCUGUAUGGGCAUGGAUUAUCUGCCUGCCCCAAAUAUAAUCACCGAAAAAAAACCUACGGAAUAAAUUUUUUUUUAACACAGACGGAAGAAUUGCUGACCCAUCUAAAAUUACUACAUAAAGAUUUUUAUCUGAUAGGUUUCUCCAUGGGUUGUGUAAUUGCCAUCAGCUUUGCAAAGAAGUACAUAAAACAGGUGAAGAAAAUUAUUUUGAUAUCCCCUGUUGGCAUUUUGGAGAAAAAGCCCUUUGCCCUGAAGGUUCUGAAGUUGUUCCCCUGCCUGAUCAACAUUUCGUCCUUUUUUAUGUUGCCCUGUUUUAUUUCGAAGAAGAAUUUUAAGAGCGAGCCCAAAGGUCCUUCUAAGAAGGGGUCACCCAGGAGGGGGUCAAAAAGUGCCAACAAAGAGGAUCCUAGAAGUGACCCCAAAAGUGACUCCAGUGAUGCCCCCGGCAAAUCGCCCAACCAGGACCCCCAAGACGACUCCGAUGACGACACGUCCGACUACCUGUACAACCGAAUCAUGUGGCAGGCGUUUGUGAAAAAAAAUAUCACGCACUCAAUACUGGGCUGCAUUAACAACUUAAAGAUGUGGAGCGCCCAUGACAUAUUCAAAGAAGUCGGACUGAAUCAUAUACCCGUUUUGAUUCUCUGUGGAGAGAAAGACAACAUCUGUAGCGUCCACGUUUUUAAGAACACAUCCAAAUUUUUCAUCAAUUGCCAUAUGAUAAUUUUUAAAAAUGCCUCCCACUUAGUUCUGGUCGAGAAGAGCAAAGAAAUUAACUCCUGCGUGGUGACCUUCUUCCACUUCCCCAACAAUGCUGAUUUGAAGACCGUUCAUCAUAUGUUUCCGGUGGACACGUUGGGGAACUCGGUCCUUUGCCAGCGGGGCGACCCAUUGUGA